This is a messenger RNA of Trichoderma aggressivum f. europaeum, 1095 nucleotides long. RefSeq lists its product as uncharacterized. The record is from RefSeq and is a predicted model, not a curated record. Lineage: Eukaryota; Fungi; Ascomycota; Sordariomycetes; Hypocreales; Hypocreaceae. Bases 1 to 1095 code for a protein of 364 amino acids. The transcript has 4 exons.
AUGACUGUCCUCAUGUCACGACCUUGGGCUGUGACUCGCAAUCUUGGCCACUUCCGCGACUGGGAAAUGUAUUUACCACGGGAUGACGCGCAGUCGAAGCGACUGCCUCCUAUCAAAGAGGUUUUUCCGGGCCUUGGCUUGGGUUCAAGGGAUGAUGACAACUUUGGCAGCUUCCCCAAAGUCUCCCGCGUCACGUCACCCAACUUUGAUGCUUCACCCAACAAACGGAGAAGAUAUGAAGACGAGGCGGAGGCGGAGGCGGCUCAGCGAGGACACGUACCGCGGGUGCAUCGUUACCCUAGACACCGAGUUCCCGUCUCUCCUUGCCAAAGUCCUUCUGCACCAAGGAGCUCAGAAAGAUGGAAUCCUGCUCCUGAAACGAUAGUCUCGCCUGGUUCAUCCUAUUCUGUCCCUACGCCAAUGUCUCUCCCUCUCUCUGCGCCAAUGGAAGCGCAAGACUUGUCAAGGCCUCGAAUGGCUCUACCAAGCUUGCGAACAUCGAUGAAUUUCGAAAAUGAGCCCCCGAAUAGCCUGGAUAGCUCCCUGGGCGGCCCUCGAGACUACCCUCACAACCCUCAAGCCCUGGUCGACCUUAUGAUGGAGCAGCCUUCUCAGGCUCAGGAAGUGUAUAUCCCCACCACGUGGAGCCGAGCCGCACAAGUCAAAGCCAAGGCCAAGGCCAAGGCCAAAGCCAAAGCCAAAGCCAAAGACACCUUCAACAGUUGGCAGCCAUGGCCGCCGGGAGCGCACUGCGAAAACGACGCGGCAACCUCCCCAAAGAGACGACAGAUAGGCUACGGAGGUGGUUCGCCGCACACCUAUCGCACCCUUACCCCACAGAGGACGAGAAGCAGGACCUGGUGCGCCGGACUGGACUGCAGCUUAAUCAGAUUUCCAAUUGGUUCAUCAACGCAAGGCGACGCCAGCUACCUGGCUUGCUCAAGAGGCAGAGAGAGAACGAGGCUGCAAGGCGAGGUCUUGCUAGCCGGGAAGGCGAAUCUACGGAUCCCUCGUCUACCGCCUCGUCGCCUAGGAGUGAAGCCGGGGCCCAUUCGAGCGAUGAAGUUCUUCAGCGCCGUCGGAGCAGAAGCAUAA